AAUCUUAUCAUCCCGUUUCUUGAUAGCACGAACAACACCGAUAACACAAUUUGUACAUAAGAUUGUGCGUAACGUCAGACAGCCAGAAACGCUGGUUUAAUUUAACAGCGUACUGCCAUUAGGUGGCUGAUGUAACCAAGAUGUUGACGGAAAUCUUGAGUAUCGUGGCGGGCAGCGCCGCUCUGUACUUGAUCUUCUACAUCGGUACCUGGUACCUGCGUUUGUCCCAGUACCGUCUGCCACCGGGACCGCUGUGUCUGCCUUUUGUUGGCUCGUUGUUGACGGCCCGAUUUACCUUCUUUCAACGACAGCAUUAUGACAACGCGAAGAAGUACGGAAGUGUCGUGCGCACCCAGAUCGGACCCUUCACCACCAUCCAGCUCAACGAUCCGGUUAUUAUCAAGGAAGCGUUUAACCGCGAUGCGCUCGUGCCGCGCCCGCAUUUCUGGUCUAUCGAACAGCGCAAUAUCGUCAACCACGGCGCCACCGGGGUGGUUUUCUCCAAAGGCGAAAUGUGGAAGGAGCACCGGCGUUUCAUCCUGUCGACGUUCCGCGAUUUCGGCGUGGGCAAGUUCCGGAUGGAGGAGAAGAUCGUGGCGGAGGCCGGGGCGUUGGUGACCUUUCUGCGGGCGCAGGAAGGACGGCCGUUGGAGACGAAGGUGCCGCUGAGCAUCAGCGUGGCCAACGUCAUCGCCAGCGUCCUCACCGGCGCCCGCUACGAAAUGGACGACCCCCAACUGCGCUUAUUACUGCAGUACACCAAGGAGAAUUUUGAGUUCACUAUGAAAAAGGUCAUCCUGGCGGUGCUGCCGGUGACGCGGUAUGUGCCGCCCAUUCGGGAGCAGUACCGCCGUUUUAUGGAGAUUAUGGAGGGUCUGUACGCCUUCUUCAGUCGACCGAUGAAGGAGCAUCUCGAUAACUUUGUCCCCGAUCGCAACGCUGAUUUUCUGGAGAGCUAUAUUUCGGCGGUGAAGAGCGGGCAAUAUUCUACACUAAGCACGACGGAAAUUCCGCUGCUGUUGGAAGAUCUGUUCGAAGCCGGUUUCGAGACGACCACCACGACGCUGCGCUGGGCGUUGUUAAUGAUGGCGCUGCACCCGGACAUCCAGCAGCGCGUCCAAUUCGAACUGGACCGACACGUUAACGCCGCCAACGGGGAAUUCGCCACGCCCUCGGACAAACUGGACACGCCCUACGUCGAGGCCACCCUCAUGGAGGCACACCGCUACGCCAGCGUCGUCCCCAUGGGCGUUAACCACUGCGCCCAAGAGGACAUCCAGAUUGAAGGAUACGACGUCCCGAAAGGAGCGUGGGUGCAAGCCAACAUUUAUUUCGUCCACCACAACGACGCCUGGUGGGAUGAACCGGAAAGCUUUAAACCGGAGCGCUUCCUCAAGGACGGCCAAGUUCAGCCGUCGGAUAAUCUGAUGCCCUUUGGAUUAGGAAAGCGACGGUGUCUGGGCGAAGCACUGGCGCGCGCGGAGCUGUUCAUUCUCUUCACGGCCAUCGUGCAGCGCUUCGAGAUUCGGCUGCCGGAGGGCGUGGCACCCGCCGAUGUCGAUCUGACACCCACGUCCGGCAUCACGGCCGAUACGCAGCCGCACCGGCUGUGUUUUCUACCGCGCAUAUAACGGUCCUAACAACAAUAUUUUGUCAGAAUUCAGUGGAAUAUGUUAUUGAAAUUAUUACUUUAUGUUAACUAGCGAUUUGCAGCGGCCAAUUAUUUUUUCAUAUUCAUUAAAACGGAAAACGAUUACUAUUCUCGGUUGAAUUUCCAGAGAUUUCUGCAGUAAAUCUGCUGAUUAAAGUUUAGCGGAUAGCAAAAAGCGAAAA
Paramacrobiotus metropolitanus is the source of this 1833-nucleotide messenger RNA. RefSeq names its product cytochrome P450 2J6-like. The coding region runs from base 141 to 1631 and encodes 496 amino acids. NCBI's taxonomy places the organism in Eukaryota, Metazoa, Tardigrada, Eutardigrada, Parachela, Macrobiotidae. Gene Ontology annotation, biological process: xenobiotic metabolic process. Gene Ontology annotation, molecular function: heme binding; iron ion binding; oxidoreductase activity, acting on paired donors, with incorporation or reduction of molecular oxygen, reduced flavin or flavoprotein as one donor, and incorporation of one atom of oxygen. Gene Ontology annotation, cellular component: intracellular membrane-bounded organelle; cytoplasm. The record is from RefSeq and is a predicted model, not a curated record. The transcript is spliced from 6 exons.